This is a messenger RNA of Verruconis gallopava, 1833 nucleotides long. RefSeq lists its product as uncharacterized. Bases 1 to 1833 code for a protein of 610 amino acids. Lineage: Eukaryota; Fungi; Ascomycota; Dothideomycetes; Venturiales; Sympoventuriaceae. The record is from RefSeq and is a predicted model, not a curated record. The transcript has 3 exons. Gene Ontology annotation, molecular function: metal ion transmembrane transporter activity. Gene Ontology annotation, cellular component: membrane. Gene Ontology annotation, biological process: metal ion transport; transmembrane transport.
AUGUUGCCAUCAGGCAAUCGACUUGCAAGAACCUAUACUCAAGUGGAAAGACGAGAUUUCGACGUAAAGUCCUGGCCAUCACAUUCUCUAGGGCUAAAUCCAGCUCUCCACGACUUGAGAUAUUAUCAAGGUCUAGUCCAAGAAAAUCGCAACUACACAAGUCCAGGUGAGACUAAAUGUAUUGUCCUUGAGUUGAUUAAGGAUGGAGGUUCGAACAUGCAUGAUUUCGAGGAUGACGAGUCCAUACUGGAUUACCUUGGUGCUUCAAAGGAUGCCAACGGAGUCAUCCUUCGUGUCAUUUAUUGCUGGCUCGAAAUAGUAAAUCAGGAUAGAGGGGCAAGCUUCAGACACGUCACAUCUCUGUCGCAGGAAGUCGCAGUCAGGAUUCUCACAGAAUUCGAGGUAUCACCACAGUUCCUACCGAAGCUGCUUGGGGAGCCAGACUACUUCGCACCCGCAAUUUUUCAGUUGCAAAGCGACUGGGAGGACAACCCGGAGCCGCAUUUCUACUGUCAACAUCCUCGAUGGAACAUUCAUGUUUCCGAGACUCCAAUAUCGGUUUACAUGUCCCACAAGCCUCAACAAGCGUGUACGACGUAUGUUGUUUCCUGCGGCACUCAAGAGCGGUCUGCAAUGAGAGAACAUAGUAUGGAACGGCUCAAAGACUGGUGGGCAUCCAAUACUGUUAAACAAUCUAAUAAGAACCUUCCGAGCCCUUAUAUUUUGCACUGCUUAAUUUCUCAAGCUAGCCUGGAGAGUGCGAAACAACUAUUUAAUGAACUCAGACAUCGAUUAUAUGAUGUUCUCGAUGCGGUAGACGCUUAUGCGAAAAGCGACUAUUCCAUGCGACAAAACCAACGUGCAGUCCUUGAAGGUGCGACUGUGAAGCUCCAUAACGUCUCACAAGACAUCGAUUCUACAAUGGCGGGCUUGGACAUGGCGACUAUGAUCGCAGAAAACUUGCUAAUGGCCCUCGAGCGCAGCAAAUCCACGCUGGGUGUUCAGUACACCGUUUCGCAGGAGCAGACUGCACAGGCAGCCUCGUAUUUGGCACGCUCCCACGCUUCCCAGAAGAGGUGGCUUCUUUCGUGGAAGUCAAGGAAAGACAUCGCCAUGAAUCUCGUCUACAACUUGGUGACCCAACAGGACGCAGCUUCCUCAAAUGCAACCGCCUUGUUGGCCCAGGCCGAUGGAAAUGCGAUGAAAGCAAUUGCGGCUCUCACCAUGGUAUUUUUGCCAGCAACUUUCAUGGCAACGUUUUACGGCAUGUCCUUGAUGCAGAAGGCAACAUGGAAAAGCUACUGGAUCGUCACCAGUCUUCUUACUCUUGUCGUUCUGCUAAUCUGGUGGAUCUGGAUAAAAUUUCCGAUUCGUAAACUGAGAAAGGGUUUCAAGCUCCGAUUGAGAAAGUUCUUGCGGACUCUGUGGUACAAAAAGCGUAAUAAUGUGUCCACAGAUGACGAAGAGAAGGCGGUAUCACAGGGCCUGGUCACGACGUUAUCUAUGACCACGACGUUGCAAGAGAUUUCUUCAAAGAAUGGCCCGCCUCAGAUUCUCAUCUCUGGGGGGCUCAGUGCGAGCCUGAAAUGCGCGCAUUUUUUAGACUACGUCGAGAAGUUUCAGCGAGAAUGGGAAUCGCUUCAGGAUCUGACGAAGAAGAGAGGCGAAGGUAACCUCGAAGGUGGGAAACUUCUAUUUCUGGGCAUUGGUGAGAGGGCGUAUGACGAGGUCGAGCUCAGCUUCGACGGCAGAUCUGAGUAUGAGGAGGCCGUAUACGUCUAUUACCUUUGGCUUGAUUUGUCGGAAACAAACAAGAAAUAUUCUGGAAGAUAG